Meleagris gallopavo (turkey) is the source of this 1012-nucleotide messenger RNA. The record is from RefSeq and is a predicted model, not a curated record. NCBI's taxonomy places the organism in Eukaryota, Metazoa, Chordata, Aves, Galliformes, Phasianidae.
AUCCAGCAGCCAGCACGAUGAAAUCAGUGAGCUGUGCGUGCGGUUCAUGAGGCUCUGCGUUAGCACCAAGCAGGCUCCAGAGGGAAAAGAGCAGUCAAAAGAUAAAUGCCAGAUAAAGAGCCAUUCUAUAGAUAAAAAAUCAGAUCAAUCAUCAGGACAUAAAAGCCAACACCCACGUCCACCUCUGGACAUGAAGCGUAAGCACAAUAGUGAAAGACUGCAGAAUGAAGGCAGCCGAGAUAACUUUGCAGACAGAUGGCAGCAUGAAUUCAUGCCAGUGGCCAAGAAGACAUGCAGAGCUUUGCCUGUACCACCGGCAUCUGUGCCUACACAAGAUCUUUACCACACCAACACAAGUGGGAAAAAGCAUGCUCAGCUGACCUGUGCUCCAGCCUUGAGUUUGGCUGAGCAGCAAACUCAAGAAAGCUGCAACACAGGCAAAGAAGCAAAGUGCCAAUCCAACGCUUUGCUGCAAAAAGAGGAUGAGGCCAAGAAAGCAUCAGGCAAACGUAAAUGUAAAACAAAACACCUGGAAGUGCAAAUGAGAAGAAAGAGGUCAUUCUUUGCAAUGGACGACCCCUUUGAGAUGGAAGAUACACAAGAUAUGGCCACACUACCGAACAAAAUGAUGAAGCAAGGAGAGCCCACUCUCCAUCAUGUCUCCUUGCCUGCCCCAGUCUGCCAGAAGCUGCACAAGCAGCUGCAGCAGCGCCCCUCGCAGCCGACCAUCUAGCCUGCUGUGCUGCAGGUGGACAGCCCCUGCCAGCCUAUGCCACUGGAGGCCCACUCCAUGCGACAACAUGGGCAAAACCUUGCUGCAGUGGGUGGCCUGUCUGGGCACCGAGAAAGGGGUUCUGCAUUGCAGUCUUGUAUCAAUGCCAGGCCUCGAGGAACUGGACUUUUUUAGGAUAUCUAAGCACAUAGUCUUCCAACUAAGCUAAUAACUACAAGCAGAAAGAACAGUACAGAUUAACUGCUUAAACUGUUAGCUCUUAACACAGCAUGUCUCUUU